Messenger RNA from Oncorhynchus kisutch (coho salmon), 2763 nucleotides. RefSeq names its product apolipoprotein B mRNA editing enzyme, catalytic polypeptide-like 2a (gene apobec2a). NCBI's taxonomy places the organism in Eukaryota, Metazoa, Chordata, Actinopteri, Salmoniformes, Salmonidae. The record is from RefSeq and is a predicted model, not a curated record. Gene Ontology annotation, biological process: cytidine to uridine editing. The transcript is spliced from 4 exons. Gene Ontology annotation, cellular component: nucleus; cytoplasm. Bases 1009 to 1896 code for a protein of 295 amino acids. Gene Ontology annotation, molecular function: cytidine deaminase activity; RNA binding.
CGCAUGACAAAACCUUUUCCCCCUUAGGAGAUUGAAAAGAUUUGGCAUGGGUCCCCAGAUCCUCAAAAGUUCUACAGCUGCACCACCGAGAGCAUCCUGAUCGUUUGCAUCACCGCCUGGUAUGGCAACUGCUCGGCAUCUGACCGUAAGGCGCUACAGAGGGUAGUGCGUACGGCCCAGUACAUCACUGGGGUCAAGCUUCCUGCCAUCCAGUGUUACUUUUUAUAAUUUUUUACUUUAGUUUAUUUGGUAAAUAUUUUCUUAACUCUUCCUGCACUGUUGGUUAAGGGCUUGUAAGUAAGCAUUUCAUGGUAAGGUCUACCCUUGUGACAAAUAGAGUUUGAUUUGAUUUGUUCCAAAUGUUUUGUACACUCAGUGUACAAACCCGGCUCCCCACUUCCAUCUUUAUAACCAUCCCCCUGCAAUAACAAACACAUUAAUCAAGGCUCUCAUGUUACAUCGUACACAAUAAAUCCCUAUCAAGCCUUUGCCCCCCCCUGGGGUCUCUCCCCACUUCCCCCUCCCUCCUGCCACAACAGAGGGGAAUGAGGGAGGGGGGGGGCAUCAGGGGGGCAUCAGGGGGGAGUCAGGGCCGAUCCCCUCCCCCUGGGUCUUUUAAUAGACCUGGCUGGAGUUAGAGCAGCAGCUGCCGGAGUGUGUCUGCACCACCUCUCCCCUGUCCCUGUCUGUCCCCUUAUCCUGAUUUCUCUCUCUCUCUCUCUCUCUUUCUCUCUCUCUCUCGUUCCCUCUCUCGUUCCCUCUCAUUCCUUCUCUCUCUCUCUCUCUACUACCCCUCCUCUCUCUUUCUCUCAACCCCACUCCUCAUCUCUCUCUCUUUCUCUCUGCUAGCCCCUUCCUCUAUCUCUCCGGAACUCUCCUGUCCUCUUUCCCCUAUCUCUGCUUCAACCCCCAAACCCUUACCACCUCCCCUUCUCACACACACUCAACUGCACACCUCACAAUCACACACACCUCACACACAGGACUACCAUUCCCGGACCAGUCACCAUGGCCGACAAGAAGGGCGCUGCUGCCAGCAGCAAACUGUUGGUGAGGAAGAAAGAGAGGACGACAAAGACAGCGGUGACUGUGGAGGUCAAGAAAGAGGUCAAGAAAGAGGUGAAGACGGAGAUGAAGAUGGAGAUGAAGAGGGAGGUGAAGAGGGAGGUGAAGUCAAGUUUAGUGAAGAAGGAGGAGAAGGUCCUGGCAGUGGGGGAGAAAGUGGAGGGGAAUGGAGAUGUCCCAAUGGAAGAGGGAGCCACAGCUAACGAAGACGUGGCUAACGGGGAAGCGGCGGUGGCUAAAGCUAACGGAGCAAAUGGGGAGUACGAACCCAUUGAGCUGCCCCCCUGGGAGAUCAUCGAAGGGGACCGCAUCGACCCGUUCCAAUUCAAGUUCCAGUUCAAGAACGUGGAGUACUCGUCAGGUCGUAACAAGACGUUCCUGUGUUACCUGGUGGACAAAGGGAAGGCGGAUGCCGGUCUGAUGAGAGGUUACCUGGAGGAUGAACACUCAGGAGCCCACGCUGAGCAGGCCUUCUUCCUCCAGACUCUCCCAGACUACGACCCUGCUGUCAAAUACACUAUCACCUGGUACAUGUCAUCCAGUCCCUGUGCGGUCUGUGCAGCUAAGAUCGCAGAGGCCCUUCAGGCCAGGAAGAGCAUCAAGAUGACUCUCUUCUCAGCCCGGCUGUUUGAGUGGGAGGAUCAAGACAUCCAGGCGGGGCUGAAUGCUCUGUCUCAAGCAGGGUGCAAGCUGAGGAUGAUGAAACCCAUGGACUUCACCUAUGUCUGGGACACUUUUGUGGAGAAUGACGACCUAACGUUCACCCCCUGGGAGGACUGCCAGGACAACUACGAGUACUACCACGAGAAACUGGCAGACAUCAUGCAGUGACUACAGAAUGUUGUCAGCCCAGAAUUAUCCCAUCACCUGCCACCUCCACUAUCUAAGGUCCUCAGUGAUGUGCACAGGACUCAACCAAUCAGAGGGCGCUUUGUGUGCUUGUGCGUCAAGCCGUCCUGCUGUGUUUGUUUGCCUUUAUGAAGCCAGUUCCAGACCACCUCCUCCACAUGGAACUCUAUGUCCCAGCUUCCACUCUCUAUUCUGGGGUUGUCCUCACAAGACACAUGGAUCUGUGGAUCAAUCCUCAACCUCAAGAUAACAGAUUUGCAAUUAUGUACUAUUGGUUAUAAUUCAAGUAUAAAAAGUUAUUUUAUUACAAUUUAAGUUAUAAUUCAUCCUUCUCCUUCUGUCCUGAAAGGACGUUUCAUAACUGCACCAAUGUUGCCUCUGUCAUCCAGAGGACUAGAAUGAUAUUCUAUGCAUGAAUAUUCAUAUAGAUAUUGUUAAUGACAAUACCCCAAACUGUUAAGUUCUAGAGAAUUAACAGAUAUGUUUGUUAUUGUUAUUAGGACUAAUUCAACAUUUGUGAGUUAUGAGAUACGUUCAAUAUCUUUUACACAUUUUAAUGGAGAAAAAGAUAAACAUGAAUGUUACCUGGUGUUCGUUUUAAAUAGUGAUUGAAUGAUCCAACAUUUCUUAAAGAAAGAACGAAUAGAGAUUGUAGCGUCGCAUGAGCACACGAUUUCAACUUCAAGAUUAUAUCGAUCUGCCUGUAGAAAUUUAAGCAAAGUACAUUAUUUAUACACAGUGAAAAUAAAGAAGUGUGGAGUUAAGUGGUAUCUUUUUCUCAUUUUUAAGUCAUUGUUAGCACAAAGAGAACUGACCAUUUGGAUUUGAAAUAAAUGUGGUUGACCCCUU